Parus major (Great Tit) is the source of this 1140-nucleotide messenger RNA. It is a transcript of the gene MYL1, whose product is annotated as myosin light chain 1. The record is from RefSeq and is a predicted model, not a curated record. Gene Ontology annotation, cellular component: contractile muscle fiber; myosin II complex. The transcript is spliced from 7 exons. Gene Ontology annotation, molecular function: calcium ion binding. NCBI's taxonomy places the organism in Eukaryota, Metazoa, Chordata, Aves, Passeriformes, Paridae. The coding region runs from base 225 to 797 and encodes 190 amino acids.
AUGUGUCAGUACUGUAUGAGGCACUAAGUGAAAUAUAUAUAUGCCCUUACAGGGUUUAGCACAUCGGGUCCACCUCCAGGGUACAGGCUGUAGCUCAUUCUGACCACUGCUCCUCUCCCAGGAAUCACUUCUUAAGUGGUUUUUUGCUUGGGGUUUUGGCUUUUUUUUUUCCAAACUUUUCUUUUUUUAGGGCACUUUAACUUUUCCAGUUUAAGCAGCACAAAAUGGCACCAAAGAAGGACGUAAAGAAACCGGCGGCGGCCGCCGCGCCGGCACCAGCACCGGCACCAGCACCUGCACCAGCCAAGCCCAAAGAACCCGCCAUCGACCUCAAGAGCAUCAAGAUCGAGUUCUCCAAGGAGCAACAGGAUGACUUCAAGGAGGCCUUCCUCCUCUUUGACAGGACUGGUGAUGCCAAGAUCACCCUCAGCCAGGUUGGCGAUAUCAUCCGGGCACUGGGGCAGAACCCUACAAAUGCAGAGGUCAACAAAAUCCUGGGAAACCCCAGCAAAGAGGAGAUGAAUGCCAAGAAGAUUACUUUUGAAGAGUUCCUGCCCAUGCUGCAAGCAGCUGCCAACAACAAGGAACAGGGCACCUUUGAAGACUUUGUUGAGGGUCUGCGUGUCUUUGACAAGGAAGGCAAUGGCACGGUCAUGGGUGCUGAGCUCCGUCACGUACUGGCUACUCUGGGUGAAAAGAUGACAGAAGAAGAAGUAGACGAACUCAUGAAAGGUCAGGAGGACUCAAAUGGCUGCAUCAACUAUGAAGCAUUUGUAAAGCACAUCCUGUCUGUCUAAGAGGAAUUCCCCAGGUACCAAAUGAACAAGCCAAAAUUAGAAAGACCAGAUGGCUCUUGAGAUCUGCCUGAAAUUCUUGCUCAGUCUGUCACCAUCAACAUGGAAACUGCAUAGAACUGGAUGAUAUGACUCCAUCCCACCAUUUGUUACCAGCGCAUCCAUGGGUAUCACCUUUGGGCCACUAAACUUUCAUUUAGAAAACCCAAGCUUUUACUAAAGAAACUACAUGGAAUAAAUUCUACCAUUCAGGGUCCAUCCAUCCCAACCAUCACUUUCCAUGUUAUUUGCAUUGAAACAAUGUAAUUUCUUGGAAAAAUAAAGCAUCCAUAAAUCCUUGUGGUCA